Molecule: messenger RNA, 2005 nt
Organism: Ricinus communis (castor bean)
Lineage: Eukaryota; Viridiplantae; Streptophyta; Magnoliopsida; Malpighiales; Euphorbiaceae
Product: protein CPR-5
Exons: 5
Coding region: 70-1713 (547 amino acids)
Biological process (GO): leaf senescence; trichome morphogenesis; defense response
Source: RefSeq, a predicted model, not a curated record
CUAAUAUGAAUUUCAAAAUUGAUAUAUGUUAAAGAUCCCUCUCCCCUUCCUCCUCUCUCUUCUCCUUCUAUGGAGCCUCCUCCUUCUGUUACGCCGUCCAAUUCCACCGAACAUUCAAAUCCAACGGCGGAUAAUCCUUCUUGCUUGCCAACAAUGAUCAAGAACAAGAAUCGAAAGAAAAAGAAAGUCUUUAAAACCUGUGCUCAGACGUCGUCAUCUUCUUCUGCUGCUACACGCUUCCCUUAUAAACGUAGAAACUCGAAGGUGGUAUUGGCUCCAGUUCGCCGUGGUGGCCGCUCCUUCGGCGAUAGCCAAAUGGAGGCUGUCGCUCUCCCUCUUGGAAUGUCUUUUGCUGCUAUUAUUGCAAAGUUUAUGGAGACAAAAGACGCAGCAGGUGAUAAGAUGUCUGUUGAUCGUCUUACAAAGAUCUGUGCUUCAGCUGUCAGAGAAUCUUUAGCCAAUGUCUUUGGUGAUAAAUUUGAUUUCUUUGCGAGGAAUUUUGAGAAAUCAUUUGGGAGCACAUUGAGUACUCUUAGAUUGAUUAAUGAAGCAUCCCUCAACAGGGAAACUUGUCAUUUGAGCCAAGUUGAUGUAGAAAACUCUGCUUCAGACUUGAAUCUCAACAAUGGAAUUCGCUGUAUGAGUUGCAUCAAAGAUUGUCACUCAGAAACUCCGUUGACAUCCAGUUUGUUUCAGAACCAAAUGCGUAUGGAUGAAGAUGUAGAAGACAGUUCACCUUCUAUGAAUCAGGAACUUGUCUUGCAUGGCCAAAUAAAUCAACAGGUUUGCACUCCAUGUUCUUCAGGUUCCAUAAUCAACCAGCUCAGCACCGUUGAGAAAUCCAUCAUGGAACAUGCCCGUUCUAAUGACCUGAAAACAUUCAAGAUUGGUCUUACAAUGAGAAAAUUGAAGUUAAAAGAGGCAGCAUUGGCUCUUAACCUUGAUGCAAAUCAUCUUGAGAGGUCAAAAUUAGCAAUGGGCAUGUCAAAGGCAUCCUUUAAAAUUGAGAAGUUCAAGACUCAAUUAGAAGAUACGAGGCAUGCUGAACUGCUUAAGAAGUGCAUAGAUUGUCUCGUUGCUGGUUUGUUUAUCAUGUCGGCAUCCAUUUUAUAUGGUGCAUAUGCUUUUUCAUACCAAAGGAUCACUGAUGCUACUGCAUCCUGUAGUCCCUUAAUUGAGGAUUCCAAAUCUUGGUGGAUACCGAGACCAUUUUCAUCUUUCAACUCAGGAUGGCAUACUCUCAGGUGUCAUGUUCAGGUGGCAAGCCGAAUGCUGUUCGGCAUCUUAAUAAUUCUGGCAGUAGCUUAUUUGCUUCUUCAACGUUCAGCAACCUCACGUCAGACCAUGCCAGUAACUUUCAUUCUGUUGCUUUUAGGAGCUGCCUGUGGUUUCGCCGGCAAACUUUGUGUGGACACGUUGGGAGGAAGUGGAUUUCACUGGCUCCUGUACUGGGAGACUAUGUGCCUGCUGCACUUCUUCUCAAAUGUCUGUAUAUCCACCUUGUUCUGUAUACUUCAUGGGCCUCUCACCGUUUCUCGGAGGACAAAUUACAAUUCACUAUGUCCAUAUUGGUUCCGGCGAAUUCUUUUCUACGCCGCUCUGCUCUUGGUCUUGCCGUUGUGCUGUGGUCUAUUGCCUUUUGCUGAUCCAGGUGAAUGGAAAGAUCAUUUCUUUCUACUUGCAACCAACUUUCUAUCCAUUACAGAUGAUUGAGGCGAGAGUCCGCCACAGCCAAAAAGCUCCAUGUUAUUACAUAUAGUUGAGGUUAAAUUUCUCGUAAUCCUGCCUGUAAUUUAUAGGUAAUGUAUGCCUCUAGUGCUUGCUGGCCUAGAUAAAUAUGCAGGCAGCUGGUUGGUUUUAUCAAAUUGGUCCUGUUAACGUGUAAUCCCUUCCUGGAACCUUUCUUUCUAUUUGAGUCAUUGCUAGAGAUAUGUAGAUCCAUUAGGAGGUUGAUGAAUGUAUCCAUUUCGUUUAUAAUUUAAUAUUAAUUUUCACUGUUAUAUCA